Molecule: messenger RNA, 2465 nt
Organism: Paramormyrops kingsleyae
Lineage: Eukaryota; Metazoa; Chordata; Actinopteri; Osteoglossiformes; Mormyridae
Source: RefSeq, a predicted model, not a curated record
GCGCAUGCGCGGAACAGAGGCAAACUUUGACCUGGCAGAUCAAAAUAAGAGAGGGAAUAUCUGGUCAGUAGCAUUAGCAUUAGCUGUGGAACGAAGAUGUAUAAAUAUUUAUUGGUUUAAUAAACUGACAAGAGCUGUGACACUGGGAAGAUUUCAUAAGUACCAAGUUGUUGGACAAAGCACGCCAUGCCUAUCUAUCUCCUCACCUCUGCUGGGGAUUCCAGGACUCAGGUUCCCCCGCACAUGCAGCGAAUUGCCGUCCGGAGCCUGGACCUUGGCUCGUCCUGCCUGGAUAAGUUCGUGAAGGGGAAGGUUGUCCUGAAGGGACCCCUGGUGAGCGUGAAUAACGGCGAAUUCGUCCUGAAGACUGUCAUACAAGAGCUGGAGCAUCAGCAGAACCUGCCUCCUGGUUUGUCCUCCAUCGGUGCCGUUUUGUUCAACAAGCUGGCCAAGGAUUUCUCCGAGGCUGUCAAUACAGAGGACGUGGUGCUGAUGACUGGCUUCACGCUGGCCCGUUCGCCUACAGCUCACAAAGACGGCCUUCACUCCUGUAACCUGCAGCUGGGCGGGGCCGCAGAUGGGGGCGGGGCCACAUAUUUUGAAGAUUACUGCUCAUUCCUGAAGAUCACGGACCCGUCCAACGUGAAGGUCAGCUGCACUGUAUUCCAGGAGGAGCUGCAUAACCAUCCACAAGUUUUCCGAACUGGAGAUAUUGUUCGCCUCCACCGUGUGAAGGCUCAGGCUUUCCGGGGCUCCAUUAUCGUGACGACGACCCACUGCUUCUCCACCGUGGUGUUCGAUGGCACCGUGGGCAGCCCAGUGGUUCCCCGCACUUCCAGCAGGAAGCUCCACUUCACGGCGGAGGACGAGCAGACGGUGGAGCGUCUGCGCAGAUGGGCCUUGGAGCAGACUGCGCUGCUGGGUGCCGCCACUGUGAGGCUCGCCAACGUGGAGCCGCGGAUGUACUUCGACUUCACGUGCCAGCUGCUGGCCAAGGCUGAGAUGGACAGAAACUGCACGCUGUUGAAGGUCUGGGAUGGGACCGAGUGCCCCCACCCCCUGCUGGAUGUGUCUGUGGAGCCUGAGGCCCAGCAGGGAAGCAUGGCCGUCCCCGAAUGCAGGAGGAACCUUGUGGCCAGCGUUCUGGUGUAUGACGACCACGUCAAGAUGACCCAGGAUUUAAAGCCCGGGACCUACCUGCGCAUCUACAAUCUGCAUGCGGUGCUUCAGACCACAUCUGCAGCGUCCCCUAGUGGCAAGUCAGACCAGCUGUGCUUACACCUGCACGGGGGCACCUCAUACGGCCGGGGCUUGCGGAUCCUGCCCAAAGACAGCCCGGAUCUGCAGGAGCUCCAGUGUGCUCUGGAGUCGCUCUCCGCCUCGUCGUAUGACAUUGCGGACGCCUCCCUUUUGGAUGUGUGGGCUACGCCCCCGGAGUCUUUGGAAGAAACAUCCUGUGGUGCAGAACGCACAUGUGAGCACGCCUUGGAGCAGGUGCUGCUGUCCUCCGUGAGGAAGUCCACCCCUCCCAGGAUGUUUCAUGUGAGAGCUCAGCUCAAGACCUUCCAGCCGCAGAGACUCUACCAGUGUCUGAAGCUCCACUGCCCCCAGUGCAGAGCCCUACAGGACAUCCCAGACGAGGAGGCCAUAGCCGACGUCCUCCGCAGGGCUGUCGGCACCACCGCCUUCAGCAGCGAGCCGUGGCUCUUAACCGGUUUCCUGGAGUCGACAGAGCCGGGCCGCGACAUGGCUGUGCACCUCCCCAGCAGCUCCCACAACGACCAGACCAGCUUCAUCUUCCUGGAAGGAGCGGCGCUGGAGGAGGUGUGUCAGAUUUCAGAGAGCAGGGCCGUCGUCCCCGUGAGGUCGCAUGAUGGCAAGAUGGCCUUCCUGGACUUCUCAGUACCUGUCGUCUUCCGCGGUUCGGCGCGGCAUUAUGGGUGCAGAAACUGCUCGCGCUCGGAAUGCCGGCAGCCCCUUUCCAUGGAUGUUCAGGAGUGGGAUGAGAACAGGGUGGCUGAGGCUCUCGGAGUCCAGCUGCUCCAGUACGUGCUGCUGAUGAAGCUGGAGUUGGAGGACGGCACAGACUCCCUGCAAGCCCUGCUGUGGCAGGACGCGGAGACCUUCUUCGGUGUUUCUGCCCACAACGCCGCGACCGACCAGCAGUUGCAGGAUAGAAUACAAGGCACCAUGGACAGACUCUGCCCACCAGAGGGCACUAUGGCAACACGACCCUGGCUGAACCUGUGUCUGGCGGCCUACUCUGUAGAGGACACGGACCGCAGUACCGUCUGCUACCAGGUGCUGAACACCAAGGCCGUGUGCCCGGAUUAACAGGCGGAUCUCACUUCCGGAACGUCUCAGAACAGAGUCUUCUCUCGGGGUUCUGUGCUGCUUGGUAUUUUCUUGUCCUGGAACAGAUAUUUAUUUUGUUAAUAAAACAGAAAUUACAGUUUUUCUGUUAA